GGCGCGCAGCGUCGCCCCGCGUUGCGCGCUCCUCCCUCCCUCCUCCCGCUCCGCGGCUCCCGCGCUCCGGGACUGUCUACAGCGCCCAGCGCGGACCGACGCGCCGAGAGAGACGGCCCAGGGAACUUCGGCCCGCGCCCCCUGCGCAGGCUAUGUGGAUUGCCCCGCCGGGCCCGGCCGGCGGGAUCAGCACAGCCCGGCCCGCGGCACCCGCCACCAGCGGGGACUAUGACCCGGAAAGCGCGGCGCUGCCUGGGCCACCUCUUUCUCAGCCUGGGCAUAGUCUACCUCCGGAUCGGUGGCUUCUCUUCGGUGGUAGCUCUGGGUGCGAGCAUCAUCUGUAACAAGAUCCCAGGCCUGGCUCCCAGACAGCGGGCAAUCUGCCAGAGCCGGCCGGACGCCAUCAUCGUCAUAGGAGAAGGCUCCCAAAUGGGCCUGGACGAGUGUCAGUUUCAGUUCCGCAAUGGCCGCUGGAACUGCUCAGCGCUGGGAGAGCGUACUGUCUUCGGGAAGGAGCUCAAAGUGGGGAGCCGGGAGGCUGCCUUCACCUAUGCAAUCAUUGCCGCGGGUGUGGCCCAUGCCAUCACAGCUGCCUGCACCCAGGGCAACCUGAGCGACUGUGGCUGCGACAAGGAGAAGCAAGGCCAGUACCACCGGGACGAGGGCUGGAAGUGGGGUGGCUGCUCUGCCGACAUCCGCUACGGCAUCGGCUUCGCCAAGGUCUUCGUGGAUGCCCGGGAGAUCAAGCAGAAUGCCCGGACCCUCAUGAACUUACACAAUAACGAGGCGGGCCGGAAGAUCCUGGAGGAGAACAUGAAGCUGGAGUGUAAGUGCCACGGUGUGUCAGGCUCCUGUACCACUAAGACAUGCUGGACCACCCUGCCACAAUUCCGAGAGCUAGGCUACGUGCUCAAGGACAAAUACAACGAGGCCGUCCAUGUGGAACCCGUGCGCGCCAGCCGGAACAAGAGACCCACCUUCCUGAAGAUCAAGAAGCCCCUGUCCUACCGGAAGCCCAUGGACACUGACCUGGUGUACAUCGAGAAGUCACCCAAUUACUGUGAAGAGGACCCAGUGACAGGCAGCGUGGGUACGCAGGGCCGUGCCUGCAAUAAGACAGCCCCCCAGGCUAGUGGCUGUGACCUCAUGUGCUGCGGCCGCGGCUACAACACACACCAGUACGCCCGGGUGUGGCAGUGCAACUGCAAAUUCCACUGGUGCUGCUACGUCAAGUGCAACACGUGCAGUGAGCGCACCGAGAUGUACACCUGCAAGUGAGUGGAGGUCACAGGUCAGAUCGCAGGCAGGACUCAAAUCUCCCUGUAGGCCACUGCCUGGAUCCUCACAGGGAACCACAGAAGCACUGUUCUUGUCUUUUCUGCUGAGGGGGAGGAGCGGCCCAGCUAUCCUGCAGACUCCUGCGGGAAGCACCUCUCAGAGGCCUCGCCCAUUCUUUUCCACGGGGAUGCUGCUAGGCCACCCUCCCCCACACACUGCCUGACCGCCUCCUUGGCUGGAACAAAGUUUUCUGCGGCAGGCGCGCUGGAGCCUCGGGCCACGCCAUAGCAAUAUUUAACAAUUUAUUCUGAUAAGAAAUAAUAUUAAUUUAUUUAAUUAAAGAGAAUUCUUCCACUUCGUCGGGAUCCGUUUUCUGCAAUCGAAGUGGGCCUGCUUGAGGUCCUGGCCGGAUGACUGUUGUUAGGACCGGGAGCGGAGAACAACUGUACAUAACUAUUCUUUAAGCAGAUGUUUCUACUAGUUGAUUUUGCAAGUACCCUUCUGCAGCGGUAGGUCUUAAGUACAAAGAGAAGAUGGUCUUUAUACACAUAUAGAUCUAUAUGCACACACAUUUGUAUUUUUUUUUGUUUUGUUUUUUGCUGUUUGCUGCUACCUAUCCAGAAUCUAAGCUGGUCCAGAUCUGGAGCUGUUUGUCUCCAGGACAUGCCCCCAUCCUUUUGCCCUCCACAGCUCAAACCUCGGCGUUAGGGAAGCUCCAUUGGGAAUAGUGCGUGUGAGGGCACAUGGCUCAUAAGUUCCCAGCAGUUUCCAGCUCCUGGAAAGUGAACCACUGGAUAAGAGGGUUUCUAAAAGACUAUUUUUCUAUGGAUAUUUUAUUUAUAUGGAGUCUGCCUGUGUUGCCCCAUACCCCAUGCUUCUUAACAUUGGUACUCACUCAGGGGCAGGAGGACAAGGCCAGGUGUGUGGGCAGGUCCCCUGAGCACCCUCACACAGCUGGGUUCUGGAGUUCCAUUUGCCAAGGGGGCCACAGCAGUUCCCAGAUGCCUGGACUGGGAUAGCUGUGUUAAAAGAGAGGGAACCAACCUCCAGCUUUAGCCUGCUAAGCUCAGGUCUUAGAAUGGGGUCACUGCACGGUAAUCUUGGGAGGUGACCUCAGGAUGGACUACCGUAGCUGAUGAGUUAGUGUUGAGCACAUUUUGUGAUCAUCAGUGGGACCCGGCAUUCUCAGGGAUGCCGCUAAGCCACCUGGACAGCCCAGCCACUGCCUGUGUGCCUGCAGGUGAGGCAUAGUCCUAAGAGAAGGGGUCAGAAAGAAGGGGAAAUGAGGAAGCCAAGAAUUGUUGGCCAACCACAGUGAAAGUGGUAGGCGUGGCCCCUCCGCAGCGGACCUGGCUGCACCUGUGUCUCUGAACCAGGAAACCCCUCCAGAAGGCUGGGGAUAUUUUUUACAUGUGUCCCACAUGCAUUUCCACCUGUGUGCAUGUAGGCACAUGUAGGCACGUGCACACACUCCUGUGUCAGGGUUUAGAAGUACCUUCAGAGUGCUCACGUGUGCACCAGCUUGCAUGUACCCCUAUGUGCCUGGGAGAUCAGAUUAUGUGUAUGGAGACGUAUGCCUGAGCAUCUGUGGUCCCGGGGAGUGUGAUCAGGUAUCUGUAUUUGUGGGCAGGGUGCAGGGUAGACAGCAGAGAACUAUUUUGAUUGUGUUGAGCCACAAAGAGACUGCAACUCUGAACUGUGUCUCCACAGCUGCUGCUGAAACUCAGAUGCCUGUGAGACCACAGCCCCGAGCCCCCUGGCCUGUGUGCUUGGGGGCCCCUCAGUGCCUAGGGUCAUGUCCAGUUCCCCCACCUGGGUUACAGCGUGACAAAUAAACAUGGCUGGAUGGCUGACUU
This is a messenger RNA of Psammomys obesus (fat sand rat), 3134 nucleotides long. It is a transcript of the gene Wnt7a, whose product is annotated as Wnt family member 7A. Gene Ontology annotation, molecular function: cytokine activity; frizzled binding. The transcript has 4 exons. Gene Ontology annotation, biological process: cell fate commitment; canonical Wnt signaling pathway; positive regulation of JNK cascade. Gene Ontology annotation, cellular component: extracellular region. The record is from RefSeq and is a predicted model, not a curated record. Bases 229 to 1278 code for a protein of 349 amino acids. NCBI's taxonomy places the organism in Eukaryota, Metazoa, Chordata, Mammalia, Rodentia, Muridae.